AUGGAGCGGCAGCAGGAGCUGAAGGUGCUGCUGAAGCGCUGGGAAGCGGAAUUCCUGCGGGAACGGCGGCGGAAACCCAACCAGGCCGACAUCGAGGAGGCCCCGCCCGAAACGCGCCAGCUCUACCAGGAAUACCGGAAGCUGAAAACGUCGGGAAAAACUUCGGGAUCCCAGGAAAAAACGGGAUCCCAGGAAAUCCCAAAAGCUGAGCAGGUGGAGGAUUCAGGAUUUUGGGGAUCCCACCUGAACCGGGCUCCGAAAAUUCCUGGGAAAAGUCGGAGCGAGAAUCCCAGGCUGGGAAUUUCAUCAGAAUUUUAUGGGAUGAAACUCAAAGCCAAACUGGGAACGAUUGGGAAGGAACCCCCCAUGAACCCUCGGAGGAUCCCAAAUCCCAGAAGAAUCCCAAAAACUCCCCGAUCCCAAAAAACCCCGGAGCGCGCGUCCGAAACGUCGGCGUCGCUGAACGAGGAAAAAUGGGAAAAUCCCGAAAAAUCCCAAAAUCCCGAAGAAUUCCGAGACGUCGUCGUUCCUUCGCUGCCGGGACGGCGAACUCUCAAAUUCCCCGUGGGAGCAAAUCCCAAAUUUUCUCCCGGUCCCGAAAAAUUCCGACUGAUGAAGGAGAAGUUGGCGCAAACUUUGGGAUCUUUGGAUCCCGCUUGGAUCCAGAGGUGCCAAGAAUUCCCGGAAAAAUCGGAAUUCCCCGCGGGGAAAGUGGAAACGGCGACCGAAUCCGUCGGGAAUUCCGUCGGGAAAAGGCCCCGGGAAGGGGGAGGAAGCGCGGAGCUUCCGGCCAAAAUCCCAAAAAAAAGCCCGGGAACGAAUCCCGGAAUUUUUGGGAUCGAGGAAAAGCGAGAGGGAAAGGAGGACGAGGGAGAGAGGCCGGAAUUGCGGGACGGAGCUGGGAAGGAGAAGGACGGCUCGGAAGGAAUGGAGGGAAAGAAGGAAACGGCCGGAGCUCGGCGCGCGCGGGCCCCUCCCGGGAAUUUCGUGCGCCUCAACCUGAAGAGAAAAAUUUAUUCCCGCGGAUUCCAGAGGGGAAAAUUCCUCCGGAAGCAGGUUUGGAAGCAAAAAUGGAGGAAAAAAUUUGGGAGUGGAGGAGAUCGGUGCUUCCAGUGUGGAGGGAAAGGGCACUGGGCCUCGGAAUGCACAGGAAAAGAUUUGGGGUCAUUCCCAGAAAAAAUUCCAGAGGAGGAGCAGGAGGAGCUUCCCACUGUGGAUGAAAUAUCCCGAAAAACCAGCGGAGUUUUUAUCCCGGAGAUUCCCGGCCUUGAAUCCCAACCCGACAAUUCCCGGGAUUUCCUUCAGCCGGAAUUUCCCCCUCCCCCCCCUGCCGUGGAACCCCUUUACUCCCCGAACCCCGACGGGACCAUCCCAGAUCCGCCGGAAGAAGUUCUGCGAGCGCUCCGUUCCUUCGGUCACUUCCGCUUCCGGCCGGGCCAGGCCGAGGCCGUCAUGAGGAUCCUUUCCGGAAUCUCCACUCUGGUGGUGUUACCUUCUGGCAUGGGCAAAUCCCUUUGUUACCAACUUCCUGCUCUUCUGUACCACCAAAAUUCCAGCAGCAUCUGCCUGGUGAUUUCCCCUCUCAUUUCCCUCAUGGAAGAUCAGAUUUCCAAUCUCCCUUCACCCCUCAAAGCCGUUUGUAUCCACUCCAACCUCUCCAAUCCCAACGAGAAUCUGCCUUGAGAAAAGUGAGUGAAAAUCCCAAUUUUUCCUCUUUUCAACGUGCCAAAUAAAUCCCCAAUAAAUCCAAAAAAAAAAAAAAAAAAAAUCCUCAUUUUUUUUUUUUUUAAAUUUUUUUUCUCUUAGAUCAAGAACGGCCAAGCUCAUUUAUUUCUUUCUCCAGAAUUUCUUGUGGCAUCUGAAAUUUUUCCCCGUUUUUCCAGGAUUUUCCUCCCUUGCUUUGCCUGUGUGGAUGAAGCUCAGUGCAUUUCCCAAUGGUCCCACAACUUCCGGCCCGCUUAUCUCCACAUCUGCAAGAUCCUCCGGGAACGUUUCGGCGUCCGCUGUUUCCUGGGGCUGGCGGGGGCGGCGGCGCCGGCGACGGCUCGCGACGCCCGGCUCCGUUUGGGGAUCGCGCCGCGGGACGGCGCCGUCGGAGCCUUCGCCGUUCCCGACAAUCUGCUCCUGUCGGUUUCCUCCGACGCCGACCCCGACGGGGCGCUGCUGGAGCUGCUCCGUAAUUGGAAUUCUGGGAAUUCUGGGAAUUCCGUGAUCGUUUAUUGCACGCGGCGGGAGGAGAGCGAGCGGCUGGCGGCGCUGAUCCGACGGGAAUUCCCGGAAUUCCCAGAAAAAUCGCGGAAAAAUCCAGGGGAAGGGAAGGGCGGCGGAUUCGGGAGCUGCGCCGCUUUCCACGCCGGGCUCGGCUUCUCCGAACGACGGCGAAUCCUGCGGGAAUUCCGGGAGAACGACGUCGGGAUCGUCUGCGCCGCCGUUUCGCCGUGCGCGGCUUGGGGCGAACGCGACGUCUCGGCCGUCGUGCACCGCGGCGUUCCCGGGAAUGUCGAGAGUUACGUGCGGGGAAUCGGCGCGGCCGGCAGGGACGGGGGCGCGGCUCGGUGUCACCUGUUCCUGCGGCACCAGGAUCUCCUGGAAUUACGGCGCCGCAUCCAUGAAAAUUCCGUGGAUUUUUUGACCGUCAAAACUUUGAUCCAAAGAGUUUUUGCUCCUUGUAAAUGCCUGGAAAAUCACGGAAAAAACCAGGAAAAAUCCCAGGAAAUCCCGGAAUUCCCAAAAAAUUCCCGGAUCUGCCGCGGCCACGAGCGCUCGAUCCCAGUGCAGGAAUUGGUGGAAACUUUGGAUCUUCGGGAAGAAGGAAUCGAGACCCUCCUGAGCCUCCUGGAGCUGCAGCCCCAGAAAUUCCUGGAGCUUUUCCCUCCGGUUCAUUCCCGCUGCCGGAUCCGAUUUCCCGGGAAUUCCACGGAAUCGCUCCGGGAAGCGGCGCUGAGGUGCCCCCCCUUGGGAUUUUUCCUGGCUCGGAAUCCUUUGGGAAAUUUGGGAAUUUCGGGAUCGCUGGAAUUCGACGCCGUGGCCCUGAGUGAUUCCAUGGGCUGGGAAUUCCAGAGGGUCCGGGAAAGCCUCAGGAGGAUCCCGGGGGAAUCACGGAAAGCAGGAAAAAUCUCCCGGAUCCGGGUGGAAUUCCUGGAAUUUUCCUUCCACUUCCGCGCCUACGGAGACCUGGAUUCCCGGGAGUUGGAUUCCAGCUGGGAAUUCCUGAAUUCCCAAGUGAUUUCCCGGGAAAAAUCGGAGCUGCGGAGGCUCCAGCGCUGCUUCCGCAUUUUCCAGAGCGUGGCGUUCCCGAGCUGCGUUCCGGAGCCUGCGGAGCAGGAGCUGCUGGAGAGGAAUUCCCGACUCCGGGAGCUGCUCCGGGAAUAUUUCCAGUCGGAAUCCGAGGAAGAAGAGGAGGAAGAAAAUCCGGGAAUUGAUCCCGAUCAGGAAGAAGAAAUCCGAGCCGAGAUCCGGAAUUUUCUCUCCGCGUAUCCCAACGAGAAAUUUUCGGGAAGAGCCGUGGCCCGGAUUUUCUAUGGAAUUGGAUCUCCGAGAUUCCCGGCGCGGAUUUUCGGGAGAGAUCGGCGCUUCUGGAGGAGGCUCCUCCCUGUGGAAUUCCGGAGCCUUUCCCGUUUGGCUUCCCAGGAAAUCCUGGAGUUCCGGUGACGGCAAAAGAGGGAAAACGUCGGGAAAAAACCUCGGGAAUUUCACCGGGAAAUCUGGGGGAUUUAUCGGGAUUUUAUUGGGAAUUUAUUGGGAAUUUAUCGGGGAUUUAUCGGGAAAUUAUUGGGAUUUUAUUGGGAAUUUAUUGGGAAUUUUUGGGGAAUUUAUUGGGAAUUUUUGGGGAAUUUAUUGGGAAUUUAUCGGGAAUUUAUCGGGAAUUUUUGGGGAAUUUAUCGGGAAUUUUUGGGGAAUUUAUCGGGAAUUAAUCAGGAAUUUAUUGGGAAUUUUUGGGGAAUUUAUUGGGAUUUAAUUGGGGAUUUAUCCAGAAUUUAUUGGGAUUCUAUUGGGAAUUUAUCAGGAUUUAAUUGGGAAUUUAUUUGGAAUUUAUUGGGAAUUUUUGGGGAAUUUAUUGGGAAUUUAUCAGGAAUUUUUUGGAUUUUAUUGGGAAUUUAUCGGGAAUUUAUUGGGAAUUUAUUGGGAAUUUUUGGGGAAUUUAUUGGGAAUUUUUGGGGAAUUUAUUGGGAAUUUAUCAGGCAUUUAUUGGGAAUUUAUCGGGAAUUUAUUGGGAUUUAACGGGAAUUUAUCCGGAAUUUAUUGGGAAUUUUUGGGGAAUUUUUGGGGAAUUUAUUGGGAAUUUAUCAGGAAUUUAUUGGGAAUUUAUCGGGAAUUUAUUGGGAUUUUAUUGGGAAUUUAUCGGGAUUUAAUUGGGAAUUUAUUGGGAAUUUAUUGGGAAUUUUUGGGGAAUUUAUUGGGAUUUUAUCGGGGAUUUAUCCGGAAUUUAUUG
Messenger RNA from Cinclus cinclus, 4432 nucleotides. RefSeq names its product RecQ like helicase 4 (gene RECQL4). Lineage: Eukaryota; Metazoa; Chordata; Aves; Passeriformes; Cinclidae. Gene Ontology annotation, molecular function: four-way junction helicase activity; nucleic acid binding; 3'-5' DNA helicase activity. Gene Ontology annotation, cellular component: nucleus; chromosome; cytoplasm. The record is from RefSeq and is a predicted model, not a curated record. Gene Ontology annotation, biological process: DNA replication; telomere maintenance; double-strand break repair via homologous recombination.